CCGCUUCCCGUCUAUGGACACAAACGAGGAGCCAGCACCCCGCGAGUUUUUCCCCGGCCUAUCGCGGAUGAUGACCCAGAUAGCCGCCGACCUGCGCCGUGGCUCUGCUGAGGCUGCCGCAGACGGCCCCGAGAACUGGGGCUCCCGCCCGCACAUCUUUGAGGCGGGGCCGAGCGCGAGCCCACCGCCUGUGCCCAGCGGAGAGUCGACCGACGGCGAGUCGGCCUGGGGAUCGCUCGGCAUCCUCGAGGGCUCCGACCGCCUUGGCGAGGAGAGCUCUGACCGCGUGAGUGACCUGCAGCGCAGCGCGCGGCCAGGGCUGUAUCCUCCGCUUUCGGCACAUGCAGGGCGCCGGGCGGUGCCUGGCGAACGGCUUCCGCCCGAGCUGCUCAUGUCCAGCUCCGCGAGUGCGAUCCUCGUGCCGACCUCGAGCAGCGGCCGGGAGAGCCUCGCCGAUCGGCUCACGCGGCGGCGCGUCGACUACGCGCUGCGCAACGGCGGCGCAAUCAAGCCGAGCGGAUCCUUCCUCGGCAGCUCCUUCACCGACAUCUUCUCCGCCAUGGCGGACCGCCGCCAGCUGCAGGUGGCCGAGUUUGGGUCGUCGGAGUGGGUGUUCCGCAAUACCGUCUCCUUCUGGGUGGG
Molecule: messenger RNA, 642 nt
Organism: Emiliania huxleyi CCMP1516
Lineage: Eukaryota; Haptophyta; Isochrysidales; Noelaerhabdaceae
Exons: 2
Source: RefSeq, a predicted model, not a curated record